AUGUGGCUCGCAGACAGAUACAAUGGGGAGUCGAUCCCUGUCUCAUACCUCGGGGGCUAUAUCUUUCUUUCAUAUGUCGUGAGCAUGAUGGGAUGUACCACCACCCUGGAGCUGCUACAUAGACGGACCUCCAGGGCUGGUUUGUACAACUGGUAUCUCCUCCUUACCUCCUCAAUCGUUAUGGGAGGCAUUGGCAUCUGGUGUAUGCACUUUAUUGGGAAUCGCGCCAUCGUUCUCGGAGAUGGAAGCAAGCAGAUUCAGAUCGUUUACAGCAUGACUUUCACCGGUGUCUCUUUCGUUCUGCCGGUCGUUGUUCUACUUGUUGCCUUCUAUUCGAUUGGAGCCAGCGAAGAGACGAGUUUCAUUCGCAUUACAAUGGGUGGUGUACUUGCUGGCGGCGCGGCUUGCGGGAUGCACUAUAUCGGCCAACUUGGCAUCAGCAAUUACCGAUGUUCUUAUAAAGUCGCGAAUGUCGUGGGGGCCACCAUCAUCGCUGUUUUCGCGAGCACAACUGCACUGGCGGUGUUCUUCCGGUGGAGAGCGACUUGGACGGACAGCUGGUGGAGGCGAGGCAUCUGUGGCUGUUUUCUGGCCUGUGCUGUUUCCGGAAUGCACUGGACUGCUGCCGUCGGCACUUCCUACUGGGAACACGAUGACAGUAUUCGGCACAGCAGCCAGCUUUCCAGAAGCCAAACUGUCAUCAUCUGCGCUGUUCUAGCAUGCGCUGCCUGCGGAAUCUUGACUAUAUGUGCGGUGGCGGCCGGUGGAAGUCGGAGACGGCUGCAUACACAAGCUCGGCAGCUGGUGUUGAGCGGCGUCUACUUCGAUCAAGAAGGACGCAUCAUGGUGACGCCCCAUGCAUUGCUCCCUAGUCGAAAGAUCGUCGACCGCUACCUGGGCAAGACCUUCAAUGAUGACGAUCUGACCCGAUCUCAUUCGGCUUUCCUCUGGGCCUUCCGAGCCAGCAGAAACUGGAAUAUCGUCAAGGAUGUCGUGCCUUUCAUGAGAGUUCGACUGGAGUCGGACGAUUACUUCGCCAAGGGAGAUGGGCUGGACGAGGAGAACGAGCUCCAGACCGACUUCGACGAGCUUUUCAAACGCCACUUCUGCGUGGCCGCUCAGGACCUUGCCGACGAAUUGCGACAGCCGUUACCGAACCUUGGCAUGUUGUACGACGACGUUCUGACCACAAGUGCCCCGGCCUCAUGCUUUGGUAGGGCAAUGGGAUACGCUAGACUUGGUGGAAGCAGAGGUCAGAUGAUGUUUACUGUUCGCCACUUGAACAAACAAGAAGCGAGCCGCAUGGCCGCUGCCGGAUACCGAUUCACCACGAUCGAGAACGUUACAUCCGCCCUGUCCAGCCGCAUGCACAUACCCGCACCGACCCUGGGCGUUCAUCUCCGAGACAUGCGCGACUACGCUACCUCCGGCCACAGUUACCUGCCCGGCGUUCACUUGGUCUCUUUCGUCAUGCGGCCAACUAUCUACGACCACUUCGAGGUGCUCACAGCCAAGGGAACCGGCAACCCCUUACCGUCGGCGACUCUACCCAUCAAGCGGCUUCAGUUCCAGCAUCUAGACUUGCUAUCACACAUGGAGGGAUGGACCAUAUCGACCUGCAUGACCUGGCUUAGAUCGGAGGCGGCCCAAGCCAAUGAGGAUGCGGAUGAGUUCCGAGAACAGUUGAUCCAUGCAAUGGCCACCCUCGCCGCCACGCUCCCUCCUGAUAUCAACCAGGUAGCCCGUUUCUCCGCUCGACCGCUCAUCGCUCCCUGUCGCACGCCGAAUACCAUGGAGACCUCAAGCUGCACCCUCUUGUCCUUCUGCGUGGUGGGCAACCUGGACACGCGAGUCUCGAACCCGAACUACACCUUUGCGCCGCUGCGUCUCUUCCGGGUCCAGCAGCAACUGAACGAGGCCCCCGAUGGAGGAGAGGGCUUCGCAAAGGAGCUCGGCAAAGAGCUGUACUACUCCGACACACGCACCAGCUCGGCCACCGACUCCGAGCUCGCUCCCUCCGUCAAAUCCGUUUUCAAAUUCUGGCCGCGCAAGCAGGCCAUCACCGUGGUGCAGGAGCGGUCGCCGGAUAGCUGGACGGACGUCUCCCCGCUGGGCGAUAUCAUGGUUCGAAAGGAGGUCAAGGUUGAUGUGGCAAAGCUGUCGGAGCAGAUGCUCAAUUCGCCCAGACACGCUUCUCGCACCACUGUCGUCGCCGGCGACAUGGCCUACAGCACCUACGUGGACGACCUGUACAACCUCUGCUACUCCUCGGGUAUCCGCUUGCGACCGGACACUGAUCUCCACCCAGUCGCGAUGACGGGUUGA
This is a messenger RNA of Aspergillus homomorphus CBS 101889, 2325 nucleotides long. RefSeq names its product MHYT domain signaling protein. The coding region runs from base 1 to 2325 and encodes 774 amino acids. Lineage: Eukaryota; Fungi; Ascomycota; Eurotiomycetes; Eurotiales; Aspergillaceae. The transcript has 4 exons. The record is from RefSeq and is a predicted model, not a curated record.